UCGAUUUCGCUUACAUUCACAUUGCAAAAUAAAUAGGUACUUUUCCAAUAAUUUUCGUAAAACCAAAUUAUUUUAACUUAAGAGUACAAAACAAUGUAUUAUGCGCAGUAAAAUUAAAAACUGUAAUGCUUUUUUAAUUAGGUUUUAUGAGUUAACAAAUUGCCGGUAUCGUAUGUUCUAGACGGUGUGCGUAAUGAUUGUUUAUUUCUGAAUGUUUAGAAACAUGGAGAGAUUGUCUCAUGAUUUAAAUCUAGCUCUAGAAGAGAGCAACUGCUGCAGGCAUGAGCGCCGCAAGUUGGGAAUGAGGAGACGUACCAGGUCUGCGGGGAAUUUGCCAGCAACAGUAACAGUGAGCCUUGUUGAAGAUGGCAGCUCAAGCAGUCCACCACAGGCGCCACUCAUAACUCAACCAUUAUCCGAUUCAGAUGAUCCUCAUGUCAACAUUAAUACAUCAACCAUUAAAUCGAGACGUUAUUGCCAAGUUGGGAACUUUGAGUCAGAUUCUUUCAAUGAAAACUUCUCUCCUACAAGACCAGCUAACACAAGGAGGAAGCGCAAAUUCAAGAAGCUAGCUGUGGAUUAUACAGAUGGGAAACACUCUCCCCCAAUUGAGAUAUUGAGUAUCACUACAGAGCCUAAUAUUUUGCCGGCGACUAUUACGCUCCAAACACAGAGUCUUUCUCCAUUGAUACAUGUUGCAAAACAGAAACACGAAAGAAACGCGUUUUGCGGUAAACGGAAAUGGUCACAUCGUGAUAGAGGUGAUGGUUGUGAAAUGAGAGAGAGAUCAUUUAGCGGUGGAUGUUCUUCAAAGUCGUCGUUUUUCAAAAAUGACCUCAAAUCUAAAAAACAUGAAGGUGAAAAGAGAAGGAAGGAGGCAUUGCUUCAGCCUGGUAAAAUUGUGUUGAAGUCGCACAAUACUGAUGAUGCCAAUUCUUCACUGUUUGCGAACACAUCGUCUCUGCCUGGCAGUUCAAGUUUUAAUUUCGUUUACAGAAACUCUAAAAGCAGCACGCCGACGCUGUCUAAAUUCACAGGUUAUAAAAUAACAACAGAUUUACCUCCAUUCUUUAACCCAACGACAAGCAAUAAUAACAACUUGGACAGCAAAUCGAACAGAAAAUUUAAAAUUCUAAGCAAAUCUCUAUCACCCAAAUCAUUACGGAAUCCAUUUGAUGAUAAUGCAGGAAUGGACUGUGGCAAUGAAAGUAGUUCACUUAGCAGUAGUGAUUCUGAUGGAGCAAACGACAGUGAUCGAGAAGGUGAUGAUGAACUAACAGACUGGCCCGGUAUAGAAGAAUUAAAAGUUUUCAAUAAAAGUUUAACAUUCAAGUCUUCGAAAGCAGUUAAUAACAAUUUCACAAAAUCUAUAAGUAAUACGCCUCCUCCAAAAAGGUUGAAGAAAGAGAAUGUUCAAUUAAAAUGUACCUGGACCGGCAAUAAAAGUAGGUACAAAAAGAAACGUGCGAAAGUUGAUUCUGGUAAUGACGAUGAUAUGAUGUCGGACUCCAAGACCAUCGUAGACGUUGACGACAAUGAUGACUUUGUAGAAGAAGAAAAAGAAGUUUUACCACAUUCAUCACUUACAACAUUCAGUGAGGUAAAGAAUGCAGGUAUAUCCGGUGAAAAUGCAGACGAACAGUUUUUUCAAUCGUUUCAAGCGUUUCAAAAAAAAACUGGCGAACAAGAGUUCAAAGCGGUGCCUCGAACAAAUUUCACACUUCAGAAAACUUCAUCAAGCGAUCUCAAUAUAAGUGAGAAGUCUCCUCAAAGUGAUCAUUACUAUAGUGAACAUUCCAUGGCUAAUGCUGGAAUAAGUGAAGUGAGGGAAAUAAGGGCUGGUUGCAGACGAAUUCGUGAAGAGAGGCCUGGGUUUUUAAUACUGAGUGCUGCCAAUGAGCAGUUGUCUAAGUUCCUUCAAGAUUCAUGCCAAACAGAGCUAAAGUUGCCAAGUCUUCAAGAUCCUGCAGAAAAAGAAAAAUUAGAAUCACUUGCGAAAUUGUACUCUUUGGAGCUGCAAAUAGAAAUGGGAAGACCUGUUUUGAGGAAAACAAGCAAUACAAUGCAAGCAGUGCGAGUGGAACAUUCCUACCACAACUUCCCUUCUGACCACAAACGCAGAUGCUACGGAGAAGAUGCCGACUCAAGCCUGAGUCUUAGUGAUGGCAACUCUAUUGCAUCCAUCAAUGAUCUCGAACCCACCAUUGACAAUAGUGAAGUGGUGUCUAAGUGUGAUGCAACUAAAAGUGAUAUUGACACAUUCAGUGAUACUCUUGUGGAUAAGACACUAUUACAUGAUCCAGGAGAUUUGGAUUAGUGGAACUAACAAGACAUAGUGACGUAGAGGCAAUCUCCAUGGACAGGAGAAUCCAGAACAUUGUGUCGCCGCGUGAAAUAAAUCAAUACAAGUUCUGUGGUGACAUGUAACGAGUAUGAUGUUAUUUAUACACUACUCCCAUGCUUUAAAUCCUCUAUUAAAGAUUCUAAGAUUCUGCUCUGCCAACAUUAAAACACCCAAUGUCCUAAUAACCAUUACAUCAUCCAAUCGAGUGUUGUAAUGAAAUUCAGUACAACAUUACAUCAUCCGUUUUAAUUACAACACUUGUUGGGACGAUGUAAUGGUUACUAGGACUGGCUUUUUUAAUGUUAACAGUAAGCUAACUGUUUCAGAAUCUAUUAUAGAGGAUUCAUAUUAUGGGUGUAGAUAAAGUCUUGUAUACAACUGUUGAUAGUUAGGUAUUAAAACAUUCAUGUGAUACUAUUACCCACAUUCGUGUUUUAAUACCCCUUAUUACACAGCAGUUGCAUAAAUAACUAAUACCGCUACGAAUCGUAACUCUUCGCUACAUCAGUUUCUCUAACACAACUACAAAUGUAACAAUUGUCAGAACAUAAAAUGCGGUCUUCUGGUGUUCAUCUGUGGGGAAAUAUAUUGAUUCCCUUGCGAAACCGUAGACCUGUGAAAAUUAUCUGUUAGUAUCCUUACCAAAUAUCAAAAGCCAGAUUGUAUGAAAAAUAGGCACACAGUAGACACGGAGCUAUGGACAAUAGGACAAUAACUAUCUAUGUAAUGGUACUAUAUAAACUUAUUGGGAUUCUUUCGUCCAUGGAGACUUAAUGUUAAAUUAGGAAUGUAAUUGUAAUAAAGUCUCAAACGCUUUCAACUAUUUAGGUUAUUAUUUCAUUUGCAAACUACAUGUUACAUGUAGUAGCACUUUCCAACAAAGGAUACCUAAUUUAAACAAUAUUAUUUUUUUCUUUCAUGGUUUGGGACAUACAUCAGUAUGUUGAACAAUUGUUCUAAUUGCUAAAAAUAACUCACGGUAUGUAUCAUCGGCUUCAGACUUAGCGAUUUAAUUCGAUCAACAGCUAAAUCACUUAUGGUUUGAAUCAUCUGAACAGACAUUCAACAAAAUUAAAGUAAUAAUUAUUAUUUUAAUAAUAGUUUGUAACCUGAUAGCUUUUAUCACUUCAACUAACUUGUUGAAUUGAACUGUAAUUCAAUAUGUCUGACCCUGUCAAUUUAAAUAUAUUUAUUUACGCCUUUUAUUAUGUUUAUAUAUUAAACAUGUAAUAUAUUCAUUCAUUUUGUAUUUGAAUGAAUUAAUGAAAACUAUUAAUAACAGAACAAAAUGAAAUACACUAACCCCUUAUUCAUAAUGGUCUGCUAACUUUAAACAGCCGCUAAGGAGUGUUUUUCUCAUUCUGACUUAGGUCAAUAGAAAAAGACAGAGUGAGAAUUAGCUAUGCUUUGAGUUAGCAGACUAUUAUGAAUAAGGGGGUAAUAAUUUAAAUUGAUCAUAUGACAGUCGGACACUAUUUUUUUCAAUAAUGUUGAUAUCCACAACUCUACGCCAGUACCCGAUAGAUUUUUGUUUUAUUUUAGUAAAUAGGAAUUAUAAGGUUAUAAAAUAUACUGUCUUUAGUAUAAUAUAUAAUUUUUGAGGCUUUAUUAUAAUUUACAUUAUUAAGAAUUGCCCCAUUAACAAAUUUAUUAUUAGACCAAUUUGUGGUAGUUCUCAGGAAUCUUUCACUUGAUUUCAAAAUUCGUUUUUAAUAUGAAAUACUUCAAAUUGAGUAUUUUAUCUGAUACACCGUUGCAUGAAAAAUGUAAAUAACCAAGCCUGCUUUCUUAGAACUAGAUAUCUUAACCCUACAUUAAGUAACAGAUGAUUGUAUAUUAUGAUUUUCUUUUUAUAUAUUUAAUAGUUUCAGUUUGUAUCGAAUUUGUACAGUAUUUAUAUCGAAACAGAUAUAAAAUAUGAUGAUGAUAUUAAUAGUAAAGUAUAUUGAAAUAUGUAUGUACAACUAUUUUCAUAUCAUAUGUUAGUGGUUAAAUAGUUUAUUUUAUAUUAUUAUUGCAUUAGUGAAUAUGGACAUGUCUGUCAUAUUGAGUCCUUAAUUCGUUGUAUUUCCAAAACAAACCUAUCCUAUGUUGCAGAAUCUA
Messenger RNA from Leptidea sinapis, 4447 nucleotides. RefSeq lists its product as uncharacterized. Lineage: Eukaryota; Metazoa; Arthropoda; Insecta; Lepidoptera; Pieridae. The record is from RefSeq and is a predicted model, not a curated record. The coding region runs from base 212 to 2317 and encodes 701 amino acids. The transcript has 5 exons.